AUGACAUCAAGUAGAUUAAUUGAGAAAUCAAAAAAAAAAGAAAAAAAAGUAUUGUUUGAAGAAUGUAACAAGAAAUUUGCAAGCAAAAAAGCUCUCCUCUCCCACAACAAAGACAAGCAUGGUUAUAUUCCUGAAGGCUGGAAAAAAGCACCGGAAUUCUGUAAUCCAUACAUCACCAAAGAAUGUGGCAAAUCGUCAAACAAAGUUACAAACGGAAAUAGUUUUGAAUUAUUCAAACAAUUAUACACGGCUGAGGUGGAAAAGCAUAUUUUAGAAAAAACUAAUUUAAAAUGUGCUGAAUUGAAAAAACCUGAGGUUACCUUGCAGGAAUUGAACUAUUAUUUUGCGAUUACUUUUACAAUGGGGCUUAUCAAAAUGCCGGAGUUGGCACAUUAUUGGACAAAGAGUACUACCGUAGUUGAUUAUGUUAUGGAUUUGGCCAAGAAACUUCCAAAUUACAACACAAGAAAGUACACAAUAAUUACUGAUCAAUUUUACGGAAGUUUGACAUUAGCAGAGCAAUUGAAACAAAACAACUUUGAAUUUGUAUUGAGUUGCCAAAGUAAUCGGUCUUCCGAAAUAUUUUCCAAUUAUUUGCAACCGGAUCUCAAACAGAAAGGAGAUCAAAGCUUUAUUGUUAGAAAUGAUAACGCUUUUGCAGCACUCUCAGUGUUUGAUUCUGGUAAAUGUAAUUUUAUGGCGUCUGUUGGGUCCACUUCAAUUCCAAGAGAAGAAUUAGAACGUGUCAAAGCCAAAGGGUCUAACAAAACACCAAGAUGUGACAUUUUACGAUUUUAUAACAUGAACAUGGGAAGUGUUGAUUCAUUUGACGCUGCAUUGAAUUUGUACCAUUUUCGAAGUAGACAUAGAAGUUGGAAACGAUGCAUGUUUUUUGCAAUGAUGAAGACACUUGUGGUUGGUUCUCACAAAUUAUAUCAAUAUUUCCAUAUGGGACCCAAUAACCGAAAGCCUCAACAAUUAGGCCAUUUGGUUGCCAUUAUUUACAGCCUUAGUAAUCGACAACCUCGGUAA
Messenger RNA from Naegleria lovaniensis, 1032 nucleotides. RefSeq lists its product as uncharacterized. The record is from RefSeq and is a predicted model, not a curated record. The coding region runs from base 1 to 1032 and encodes 343 amino acids. NCBI's taxonomy places the organism in Eukaryota, Heterolobosea, Eutetramitea, Acrasida, Naegleriidae. The transcript is spliced from 2 exons.